AUGUCCGCCCAUCCGCAGUUUGGAGGUCUUGCCGAGAACUGGAGUUUCGAAGCCGUAGCUAGUCUUCUUCUCAAUCGCCUUGAAGUUGUCUCAGGAGUACAUUUGUGGAUAGUGCGUGCCUCACAGUGGCUUCUGGAUACCUUCGCAUGUUACACCAACUUUGUGCGCUACACUGGCAGCGGUGUGCCAGACUACUCGGGUAUACACGGCGUCGGUGGUACCUCUUCCGCCUGGCGUCACCUCGAUGCUCUGCUGAAAAACGCAGCUGCUGCUGUUGAUGGUGCCUCCUUCGAGUUACCCUGUGUUAUCAUUGGCUUUUCGAAGGGUGGCUCCGUUGUCACGCAGCUCCUUUACGAGAUCGGAUUAUUUUUUGAUCUACCUGAAUUCUCUGAUGUUCGUCUAACCUCUCAGGUCGUAUCGUUAACCUGGCUUGAUUCCGGGCACAAUGGUGUAACACAUUUGUGGCCGACAUGGACAGUACCAAUUGCUAGACUUAGGCGUCAUCCUUCUCCCCCAAAGUUGCUAGCCUUUGCUACACCCUACGAGCUGUGCGACGAAAACCGACCAUGGAAUAACAGAGAUUUCGGGACUUUCAUACGUCUUCUGAAAAACUUCAGGUUACCUUAUUACUUCGACACUUUUUACAAGGGGCAUCACUGGGACUAUUCAUUUGAAUUUCCUCAAACGCUUCGUGUUGGUAUUGAUUCACAUUUUGAGAUUCUGGCUUGUUUUCCCAUUCACCUUUGUAUGCCCACUUCCUCCACCGUGUUACCUUGA
Molecule: messenger RNA, 777 nt
Organism: Hydatigera taeniaeformis
Lineage: Eukaryota; Metazoa; Platyhelminthes; Cestoda; Cyclophyllidea; Taeniidae
Source: the annotation of a GenBank genome assembly